AAGAAUGGCACAAUACAACAUUUUUUGGAUGCAGUGUGUGAUAAACUUCACCGUGGGGCAAAGACUUUGUUCUGCUCAUGACUAAGCUAACUGUAGGCUAAAUCAAUAUUUGGAAGCAUCAGUGUACAAAGUGUACUCUACAACACUGCCGUCCUGCACGUACCAAAAUAUAUCUACACAACUUCUCGCAGAAGUUGUUAGGAACAAAACUGUGUAUAGGUUGUAAACCUGUUCAUUAAACUUGCAGAAAGCGGAAUUCUAUUUUGUUUUUAGUGUAACAGAAAAUAGCUUUCAUCUCUUGUUGUUCAAAAGCAACAAGCAGGUGAUACAACAUGACUUUAUUUGGACUGCUGUUUUUUGUUCUGGUUUUAUCCUUCGUGUUUACUGUCUAUAGCGGGCCGACAGGAGUCCACCUGCGCAACAUGGAGAGUUUUAUCCAAGCCGUGCGGCAGGUGGAAGACUCCAACCCUGAUCUGUCUCCCCUGGCUCUGGUCCGGGCCCUGCGGAAGACUGCCGGCCAUGACGAUGAGAUGACCAUUCAUUUCCUGGGGGCCUCAUAUAGCAUUGCUUACGCUGAGGUCCUAGAAACAGCCAUUCUUAAUGCCUCAUCUUUUAGCUUCUUUGACAAGGCCAUCCACCACAUUGUGACAGAUUACGGAGAGGAACGAGGGGUGGUCCUCGCUCCAGAUGGCACCACUGUUGCCCUUGCACCCUUACUGCUAGGGAUCGAAACAGGUCUUAAAGCAAAGGUGGAAGGGACACCACCAGUUGGGAUGUUCCCUCUCACUUUGGGUCGAAGGCUGGGCUUGACCUUCCUCAGCCUCCAGGACUUCCCGCCCUCUUUUCGCCUGGGUCCCAACGGGUGCUGGGACAGCGUUGAGCGCCCUAAGUUGUUCAAGCUGUCUCGGCCUGCAACACUGGCCACUGAUGCAGUUAUUAAUGGGGGCAUGGAUGGCACUAUACUGGGCAUGGACUACAGCAACCUCCCUGCAUCUGAAGAGCCAAAGGCCCUCAGCGAGGUUCUGAAAGGAUACUACAGUUUUGUCCUGCAUGAGGGGCAGGGUCUUGAUAAUAUCACCAGCCAUGUCAGCCCGAGGCGAAGGGAGAUCUCUAAAUCCAUUUUGGAGCCUCUUGAUCUUUACAGCCAGGUGAUGGAGACACUAGCAUUAGUUUGGAAGUUGGAGAAGACAGAGUGGAUUGCUCUAGACACUGGAGUGGGGAAAGCAGUGAAGGAUGGAUUACAGGAAUUUGUUCACAAGUUCUGGGACUGCCCUCAAAUCAUCCCACGUUGUCAAUGGGGGGCAAACGCCUACCAGAGUACACCUAUCCCACUGUCUCUGCCUGUCCAAUUUCUCUAUGUUCACCACACCUAUGAGCCAUCCUCACCUUGUCUAUCCUUCCCAAAGUGCUCUCGCAACAUGAGAGCCAUGCAGCGUUUCCACCAGGAGGAUCGUGGUUGGAACGACAUAGGAUACAGCUUUGUGGUUGGCUCAGACGGCUAUGUCUAUGAAGGCCGAGGUUGGAACCACCUCGGCAGACACACCAGGGGACACAACGCCAUCGGGUACGGUGUAUCAAUCAUUGGUAACUACACUGCUGCCCUGCCUUCCCGCCAUGCCAUGGACCUGCUGCGCCAUCGACUGGUCCAAUGUGCAGUAAAUGGAGGAGGACUGGCUGCCAACUUCACCAUCCAGGGCCACAGACAGGUGGUGAACUACACCUCCUGCCCUGGAGACGCCUUAUUUUCAGAAAUAAGAAGCUGGGAACACUUCAAGGAAUGACAGUCUGAGAUUCUUAAACAUCUUUUAUGGCUCUUCAUGGUAUGAUAGCUACCACUGCCAGCUGCUUAUUUUUCCUAAUUUUUCAAAUAGUUCCACUAUUUGAGUUAAUCCUCCAGAAUCUGGAUAGUAUAUAAUUUAAACUUUAUAAACAUGUGAAAUUAAAAGCACUAAAAUCCUCUCACCUUAAUGUCAAGUGUCUUUCUCCUGAAACGACUCUGAGGGUGACCUCUGACCCCCAGUUCUGAACUCCCAGUACUUUAACAGCGCCCUUUCAAGAAAAAGAUCUAAAUAAUGUGAUAACCAAGACUGUUCUCACCUAAAUGUUGCUUUACAUUGUGGCCUACUAGAUAUGAGUGGUUAUCCUGACAUGCUGGAGUUGUAUAGGUUCAAUACUGAAAAUCAUUAAAGCACCUUCAUUUUUUUUCUGAUGA
This is a messenger RNA of Eleginops maclovinus (Patagonian blennie), 2212 nucleotides long. Its product is annotated as N-acetylmuramoyl-L-alanine amidase-like. Gene Ontology annotation, biological process: peptidoglycan catabolic process; detection of bacterium; defense response to Gram-positive bacterium. Lineage: Eukaryota; Metazoa; Chordata; Actinopteri; Perciformes; Eleginopidae. Gene Ontology annotation, molecular function: N-acetylmuramoyl-L-alanine amidase activity; peptidoglycan binding; peptidoglycan immune receptor activity. The transcript is spliced from 4 exons. Bases 333 to 1781 code for a protein of 482 amino acids. The record is from RefSeq and is a predicted model, not a curated record.